Penicillium paradoxum is the source of this 1515-nucleotide messenger RNA. RefSeq names its product Zn(II)2Cys6 transcription factor. Gene Ontology annotation, molecular function: zinc ion binding; transcription cis-regulatory region binding; DNA-binding transcription factor activity, RNA polymerase II-specific. The transcript is spliced from 3 exons. The coding region runs from base 1 to 1515 and encodes 504 amino acids. Gene Ontology annotation, biological process: positive regulation of transcription by RNA polymerase II. The record is from RefSeq and is a predicted model, not a curated record. Gene Ontology annotation, cellular component: nucleus. Lineage: Eukaryota; Fungi; Ascomycota; Eurotiomycetes; Eurotiales; Aspergillaceae.
AUGUCGAGGUCCUUCACAGGCUGCAAGAGAUGUAAGGCGCGCCGACAAAAAUGUGACGAGCAGAGACCAAGCUGUGGGCGCUGCCAGACUGCGGGCGAGAAAUGUCAAUAUGCGAUGCAAUUGCAGUGGGGAGGACGGACGUUCUCGCGAUCCCGGUUUGGGGCCUGCGUCGGAGCUGGGGGUAUGCAGAGACUCGAGUAUUCACCAGGAGAGUUUAUCUACACAACCAAAGCGGCGGUACAGUCGGCCAGCGCCAAAACUGGAUCAGAACUGACUCGAUCGCAAUCCGUCGACCCUUUCUCGUCCUUGUCCUCCAAUCAAAAGGCUCUUUUACACCAUUUUAUCAACGAUGCCUCUCAGAUUACGGCGUGCCAUUCGGGUAUGCAGAAGGAUAUAUGUCGCAUGCUGAUCCCCAUGGCUCUCCAGACUCCCUCAUUACUCUACGCCACCACCGCUCUCUCGGCGAUCCAUAUCCAAGCCCUACAUAAUCAGUCAGAGAGCGUGAAAUCAGCUCCGGAUAUUGCUCGACUGAUGGCUCUCAGUCUGGAACAUUUCCGGAAAGAGCUGCAGAAUCCCUCGUCCAAGGGCUCGGAAGCGUUAGUAGCGACGGCCCGGACACUCUGCCUGGCCGAGAUCCAUUCUGGAGCGAUCAAUCCGAACUCAUGGAGAGCCCAUAUUGAUGGAGCGAGGGCUUUGAUGAGGGCGUCGGAUGUUGCUGGUGAGGAUUCACCACGGUCCACGAGCGGUUUCCGGCGGUAUUUGGAUCGUUGGUAUUGGUCGAUUGUUUCGCUCACGGCUCUGACCGGGAAUGGCCCGCCCAUCGGAGAUGUCUCAGAUUUCGCCUCGUCUGAUCUAAUGGGACUGGGCGGGACUCCUGAUUAUUUGGAUGAUUAUUGGGGGUUCAGCGUAGACCUUGCAGCCGUGUUCCGGCAGAUUGGUGCUGCUGCCUGGCGAAGCCAUGAAGCCGAGAAGGCGACCCAGGGCUUUGUAGCAGGAGAGAUUGAUAGCGAUGUCGAGAAUGAUGCCGCUUCUCUGGAAUUUGCAAUUCGACAACUCAUGAAUCGCGAUUCAAAUUCACAACCUUUGUUUUAUCCUGGGGCCGCACAGGCAUUGUCGGCAGAGAGCGCGCAACAGCUCUUGCUCUGCAAUGAGGCAUUCCAACACAGUGCGCUCAUCCAGAUCCACCGUCGACUUCGGAAGACACCAAGUACGUCACCAGAAGUGCAGCAAUCGGUCCGGCGCAUCCUGGAAUGCACGGCACAGAUUGGUCCAUCAGCAGGUCUCUCGCCUUGGGUAAUGCUAACAACACCGAUUUUCAUUGCGGGCUGCGAGGCGCGCGACCAAGAUCGGGAUACGGUCAAGCGAUUGUUAUCGUCUUUGCACGACACUAUUCGUGUUCCGAACGUUCUUCAGUCAUUGAGGUUCCUCGAGCAGUACUGGUCUAACCAGCUCAGUGAAGAAGAAGACUGGAGCCAUUUCCUCGAGCGAAUGCAGCUCGAUUUCAUCCCUUACUAA